UUUAAUCUACUUUUAGAUAUGGUGUGAAGUAUACGCGUACGUUUCUUUUACCGGGAACUGUUUACAGGGAAUUUUAAAUAAUUCUCUUGUUAUAAAACAUUUCAAGAAUUUGUGACUAUUUUGGUUAAGGGAUGAAAGCUUUGACUUCAAGUAACAGUCCGCUGUGUUGAGAAAAUUAAUGGCAAAUUCUCUCUAUAUUUGAAGCACUGUCGAGUGUACAAGACAAGCAAAAAUAUGGCUUUUAACAGAUAAUGUGGUUUAUGUUCAUUUAGAGAAAUAGACAAUUAUUAGUGCAAAAAUAUAAGAAAAUUACAAAUUUUAUUGAUUCUAAAUUAUAGUGGCAAGGAUGACAAUUGAACAUGCUUGAGAAAAGACCAUGGACCAAGUUGGUAGUUCUUCUACUGGGAUUUGUGAUAGUGUUGUUAUUAUGGCACGAAUUGUCAACCCCUCGUUAUAUAGUAGUUCCAGCCUCCACAACAAUAUCUACACCAUACACAGUAUUGACAAAGGAUGACCCCGGCUUCACCGAAAAAGUUCUUCACGUACCGGAGAACGACUACAACCAACUGAUUGAUCUCAACUUUAAUUUUUCUAUGAUUAACUUCAUUUGCAACGAAACCAUUCCUUUACUACUACUAGUAUUAGUGCAUUCAGCGCCUUCAAACUUUGAAAAGAGGCAGACUAUAAGAGAAACAUGGGGAGAAAAGGAAGACAACGUGAAAGUAUUAUUUAUGGUUGGCAGUGUUGGUACUCAUUCCGAGCACUUACAGAAGAUGAUAGAAGCGGAAAACGUGUUGCAUAAUGACGUUAUUCAAGGCAGUUUCGCAGAUACAUACAGAAAUCUGACUUAUAAGCAUGUGAUGACUUUGAAGUAUUUCGUUUACCAUUGCCCUCAAGCCAAAUAUAUCUUGAAGACUGAUGAUGAUGUAUUUGUCAACAUGCCAACUAUGAAAAAUUUUCUUAUCUACGACUUAUCCCCUCAUGGUGCUAGGAAAGGUUUAUUUUGUACACCUAGAUAUAAUAGCUUAGUUUUAAGGUCCUAUAGAUCAAAAUGGAGGGUGUCUUUUUCGGAGUACCCUGAAAGAGUGUACCCGACGUACUGCCCGGGUUGGGCGCUGCUCUACACGCCAGAUGUGAUAUUUGCUAUUUACAAGGAGGCUCAGAAGUCGAAUUUCUUUUGGAUAGACGACAUCCACAUUACCGGUACUCUUUUUAAGAAACUCAAUUUUACUCAUACCAAUAUUGAACCGUUGGUUUUGUCUGAGUCUAACUUAUACAAUAUUGUUUAUAGAUCUUAUAACGUAUCUCAGCCAUUUCUUUUUGGAUCGGCUAAUAUGCUAGAAAAAGAAAUAAGAAAGCUAUGGAAUUUUGUUAAAAAGCGCGAAGCGCAGAGGUUUAUAUUUAGUGAUAUUACAAAUAAACGUUGGCAUCAAUGUGGGAGUGAGACAGGGAGACGUACUAUCAAUCAUGCUGUUCAACCUAGAUUGAAGCUAAAAAGCUUACUGAUCUACGAUUUAUCCCCUCAUGGUGCUAGGAAAGGUUUAUUUUGUACACCUAGAUAUAAUAGCUUAGUUUUAAGGUCCUAUAGAUCAAAAUGGAGGGUGUCUUUUUGGGAGUACCCUGAAAGAGUGUACCCGACGUACUGCCCGGGUUGGGCGCUGCUCUACACGCCAGAUGUGAUAUUUGCUAUUUACAAGGAGGCUCAGAAGUCGCAUUUCUUUUGGAUAGACGACAUUCACAUUACCGGUACUCUUUUUAAGAAACUCAAUUUUACUCAUACCAAUAUUGAACCGUUGGUUUUGUCUGAGUCUAACUUAUACAAUAUUGUUUAUAGAUCUUAUAACGUAUCUCAUCCAUUCCUUUUUGGGUCGGCUAAUAUGCUAGAAAAAGAAAUAAGAAAGCUAUGGAAUUUUGUUAAAAAGCGCGAAGCGCAGAGGUUUAUAUUUAGUGAUAUUACAAAUUAACUUAAAAGGUUAAUAGAACAGAUUUUGAUUGAAAACAAUUUCAGAUAGUCUGAGGGUCAUGAAAGACUGAUCGAGAAAGACUUAAAGAAAGACUAUAUUUGGUAUAAUUAUAGGCCAGUAUUACCCCAUAACCAAAUAGUCCUCAAAAUUAUUCAAUUCGCUGUAAAUUUACAUCUCUCUGGUGCUUUCUUCUUCUUAUGUCAGUAUCAUAUUAGGUCCCCUAACGUUGGCAAUUACAUUGGCCAGUUGUACACGAUUUUCUGCAAUACGUAUUCCUGUCCAAUCACGAAUGAUUUUGGGCCAUGACAUCUGCUUCCUUCCAAUUUCUCUGCACCCUCGAUUUUAUCUCUCAUGAUAAGCUGAAGGGUUCUGUACCGGUUCCUCUAAGAAUAUGCCCUAGGUAUGAAAUUUUUCUUGCUUUAAUCUUCUUCACUGCCAUCUCCGCGACGGAGGUUGGCAAUCAUCAAGGCUAUUCUGAUGUUAGAUGCUGCUGCUCUGAAUAGUUCGGUUGAUGUGCAUCCGUACCAUUCCCUCAAGUUACGCAACCACGAGAUUAGUCUCCUUCCUACACUUCUCUUGCCCUGGAUUUUCCCCUGUAUAAUCAGCUGAAGUAUGUUGUAUCUCUCCUUGCUUUAAUAGCUUUCAGUAAAUCAUAAACGAAAUUUGCUCUAUUUAAAAUAGCUUCGUUGGUUUGCAUCGCUGUAGAGGAAAUUGGGAGCAUUGUUCUAUGCAACCACAUCUCAAAGGCCUCUAGGCGAUUGAUCAUAUCAGCCUUUAGAGUCCAAGUUUCGGUGCCAUGGAAUAACACAGACCAAAUAUAGCAUUUGAUCAUUCUUUGGCGCAAUUUUAGCUUUAAGGUGUGCUUACAUUGUAAUGAUUUCAUCUUUAGAAACGUUGGCAUCAAUGUGGGAGUGAGACAGGGAGACGUACUAUCAAUCAUGCUGUUCAACCUAGAUUGAAGCUAAAAAGCAUACUGAUCUACGAUUUAUCCCCUCAUGGUGCUAGGAAAGGUUUAUUUUGUACACCUAGAUAUAAUAGCUUAGUUUUAAGGUCCUAUAGUCAAAAUGGAGGGUGUCUUUUUGGGAGUACCCUGAAAGAGUGUACCCGGCGUACUGCUCGGGUUGGGCGCUGCUCUAUACGCCAGAUGUAAUAUUUGCUAUUUACAAGGAUGCUCAGAAGUCGCAUUUCUUUUGGAUGGACGACAUCCACAUUACCGGUACUCUUUUUAAGAAACUCAAUUUUACUCAUACCAAUAUUGAACCGUUGGUUUUCUGAGUCUAACUUAUACAAUAUUGUUUAUAGAUCUUAUAUCCCAUCUCAUCCAUUCCUUUUUGGAUCGGCUAAUAUGCUAGAAAAAGAAAUAAGAAAGCUAUGGAAUUUUGUUAAAAAGCGCGAAGCGCAGAGGUUUAUAUUUAGUGAUAUUACAAAUUAACUUAAAAGGUUAAUAGAACAGAUUUUGAUUGAAAACAAUUUCAGAUAGUCUGAGGGUCAUGAAAGACUGAUCGAAAAAGACUUAAAGAAAGACUAUAUUUGGUAUAAUUCUAGGCCAGUAUUACCCCAUAACCAAAUAGUCCUUAAACUUAUUCAGUUCGCUACAAAUUUAUAUUUCUCCUGUGCUUUCUCUUCUUCUUUUAGUGUCAUAUUAGGUACCCCUAACGGUGGCAAUUAAUUUGACCAGUUAUACAAGGUCUUCGGCUAAUAGUUGUUCUGCACUACAUAUUCGUGUCCAAUCGCAAAUGUUCUUGAACCAUGACAUCUGCUUACUUCGAGUCCUCCUGCGGCCUCAAUUUUAUCUUUCAUGAUAAGCUGAAGGUACUGUACCGGUUUCCUCUAAGAACAUGUCCUAGGUACGACAUUUUUCUUACUUUAAUAGUUCUCAGUAACUCACGAACGGGAUUUGUUCUAUUUAGUGUUGCCCAAAAUCGGUCUUGGUCUUGCAGUCUUGGACUUGUUCUUACGUUUUCGCAAGGCCAAUACCAAGAUUGCCUAUUUUAGCAAGACGAAGACUGACAGUGCAAGAUUUGAGCAAGAACAAGACUAAGCCUCUGAGCCUCUUGCGUCUUGGAGUUAGGACUAAGUGUCGUUUUAGGGAGUGUAGUAGUUCGGGUAUACACACACCCAAAAUUAUAUGGAAUCACCUGAUAUUUCUUAUUAUUUCGUGCGAAUUUAAAAAAAAAACGAACACACGAAGUCAAACAAUAUUCAUUUUAAAGCAAUUUAAUAACAAAUGCAUAACAGUUAAAUAAAACAAUAAAGUAUUAACAAACAAAUUGAAAUUAUGUAGUUGUUUUAAAGUCAAUAGCAUAACAAAUUUCAAUGUAAAACGAAUAAUGUUUAAAUUGUUUUUAUUUAUUUUUUCGCUUUUUUUAGUCAGUGUUAUCACCCCUAUUCCUUAUGCAAGCUUCAGUUUGCGUAAGCAAACUGAAAUCAAAUUAUCAACAUUUUAUUGUGGUAGGUUGCUCCAUCCUUCAAGAGCAGCUUGUAUUAGCCGUGAGGUGUUUUGUGGAUUAUCUUGGUGAGCUCUAAUUUUUCUUUUAAGCAUAUCCCACAAAUUCUCUAUAGGGUUAACAAGCAGGGUGAGCAAGCAGGCCACUCCAAACAAGGGAUACCUUCUGCUUCAAUGAUGUCUCUAUCACUCUAAUGGUAUGUGGAGGUCCAUUAUCAUGUAAGAAAAUUAAAUGUUCUCCUGUUGCACCUCUCUAGAGCCUAACUACAGAUUAUCAACAUACCUGUGAACAGUUAAAGUUGAUUGGAUGAAAAUUAAAUGAGUUUUUAUACGAAUCACAAUUCCUCUCCAGAACAUUACACUUCCCCUUGUAUAUUUGUGAACAGAUCUGACAGUUUCCGUUCUUGCUUGUCUUCCUCGACCUCUAAGUACACGAUUUAGUGGGUCAUCUGAUUUUACACAAAUCCUGACUUUUUCUGAAAAUAGCACAUUUUGUCAAUUCCCAAUGUUCCAGUUUUGGUGGUGAAGACACCAAUUUAGGCGAUCAAUCUUGUGCUGCCUGGAUAACUCGGGAACCCAUAAUUGUCUCCUGCUCUAUACUUCUUGGCACUAACUCUUCUUCUUAUCGUUUCAACUGAAAGAGUUACACCUGUAGCUUCCAAAAGCUGCCUUUGGAGCUGCAGGUGAGAAAUGGUUGGGUGCCUUCCAGCUGAAUGGACAAUCAAACGAUCGUGGCGUGCUGUUAUUACUUUUUGGCGACUUUCCCUUGCUUUAUUUUUGAACUUUCCUAGUCCUGUUACCUAGCAUAGGUUUUGGACAGAACGCCCUGUGUUACGCCUCGCCUACAGCUAUGUCCCUCUGAUAACAUUACUUGCUCCACAAGGCCAAUAAUCUUUCCCCGUUGUAAGUUCUAUAAUCCCAUAUGACGCAUAUUUUCGUUUUUGGACGCAAAAGUUAGUUUAUUUAUCUUCGUUCAAUUUGCAACUCAAACAAAUAACCUUAUACCGUACCGAGCUGUACUAUCUGAUUGUCUUAUAGAUUUGUUUAUUUUCAAUAAAAACCUUUAUUCUUCGCAACAAUAACAAGUUUUUUCAAAAGAAAUAAAUAUUACUUUGAAAUACAUGGUGGUUCCAUAUAAGUUUGGGUAUGUGUAUGCUUAGAGAUUCUAUGAAAUGCAAAAAAAUAAUAUAACAAUAAAAGUAUCCAUUAAUAGAACGCUGGAUAUAUUUGACACAUACUUCGACGUCAUAAUUACAAUGCAAAAAUGAAAUAUUUUGUGCAUUCUAUAAAUAUUAUUCAGAAAUGGAUAAUUAGAAUUAUAUACGGGAAAAAUAUAAGAUAUUCUAGUGAGCUGUUAUAUAACGAAAGUAAAUUUUUAACUGUACGUAAAUUAUUCUGCUAUAAAGCCCUUAUACAUAUACAUGAAAAAAAGAUAAUAUUAAAUUUUAACAGUCAUGCCCAUCAAACUAGAUAUAUAAAACAUAAUGCAAUUCUACCAAAAUGUAAUAAAUCCAUCCUCCAAAGAUAUGUUGGUUACAUAGGGCCCAAAUUGUACAAUUUACUACCGGAUAAUUUAAAACAAUUUAAAAAUUAUAAAAAACAUAGGUAUAAAUAUGAAAUUAAACAAUGGAUUGGGAGCAAAUCAACAAAAUUUUGCGAAGAACUUAUUAAUGGACAAUUCUAAUAAAUAAACUUAAGUAUGAAAUAAAUAUCGAAAAUAAAGUUUACAUCUAUAGAGAUUUUUAUUAUCAACUGCAACAUUCCUUGAAUUGAUGGACACAUUUAUAUCACAAAUUACAUAUAGUAAAAUUAGUAUAUUUUUAUUUUUUUUCUUAUUUAAUGUUAGAGUUUUUAGUAUUUUUAUAAAUUCCCAUAUAACUGUAUACAUUUAUACAAUUGUUAAAUAUUUUUUGUUCUUGUUUAUAUUGUAAGUUAAUAUAUUAUAUUUUUAAGUCUCACGCACAAGGGGUGCUACUUUUGUAUGUAUAUUAAUAAUAUAUAUACAAGGUAGCUCAACUUCAGUGAGUUAUUUAUGUUUAUUUAGGUAGUACUCAUUAUGCUUUUUAUUUUUUGUAAAUCUUUAUUGUUAUUUCUAAAUAAAUAUUAUAUUAUUA
This is a messenger RNA of Diabrotica virgifera virgifera (western corn rootworm), 6524 nucleotides long. RefSeq names its product beta-1,3-galactosyltransferase 1-like. Gene Ontology annotation, cellular component: membrane. The transcript is spliced from 3 exons. The coding region runs from base 360 to 1964 and encodes 534 amino acids. The record is from RefSeq and is a predicted model, not a curated record. NCBI's taxonomy places the organism in Eukaryota, Metazoa, Arthropoda, Insecta, Coleoptera, Chrysomelidae. Gene Ontology annotation, molecular function: hexosyltransferase activity.